AUGGAGAAGCUGAGGAAAUUGAGCAUGCAAAGUAGAGCUUCUGCUUGGAACGUGAAGAGGUUGGUUAACUAUGUUAGGUCUUUUGGCCUGUCCACCAUUUCUAGGAGUGUUGAUGAAUUUGGGACAAUGGAGAUUACUAGUGAAUGGGAGGCAAGAAAUUGUGCCAAGAUGAUCUUCAAGAAUGUUGCUAAACCGGGUGCCAAGUAUAUUGAAGAGGAAGAUCUCAUGAGAUUCUUAACCAGAGUUGAAAUUCACACCAUAUUCCCACUUUUUGAAGGUGCCCUUGAGACAGGGAGGAUCACAAAAUCAGCUUUCAGAAAUUGGGUGGUUCGUGCAUAUUAUGAGAGAAAAUACUUGGCACAUUCCUUGAACGAUACAAAAACAGCAGUGCAUCAACUUCACAAGCUAGCAAGUGCAAUCGUGAGUGUGAUCAUUAUUGUGGUGCUCGUCCUGGUGAUGGGAUUGGCAUCAACCAAAGUUGUAGCCUUCAUCAUAACGCAGCUUCUUCUCCUGGGAUUUACAUUCCAGAACAUGUGCAAGACUGUUUUUGAGUCCAUUGUCUUCGUUUUUGUCGUGCAUCCUUUUGACAUUGGAGACAGGUGUGUGGUGGACGGCGUUCAGAUGAUUGUGGAAGAGAUGAACAUCCUGAGCACAGUUUUCCUUAGGUAUGACAACGAAAAGAUCUACUAUCCCAACUCAGUUUUGAUCACUAAGCCAAUUAGCAACUUCUAUAGAAGUCCAGAAAUGGGCGAUACCGUUCAAUUCACCAUUGAUCUCUCCACACCUAUGGACACCAUUGUUGCACUCAAGAAGGCCAUACAAAUAUAUAUAGAAAGCAAACCAAAGUAUUGGAACCCAAAGCAUAGUGUGAUAGUGAAGGAGAUACAAAAUGUGGACAAGAUGAAAAUGGCACUUUGUGUACAACACACAAUCAACCAUCAAAACUUUGGUGAUAGAAACAUCCGAAUUACAGAGCUUAUGUUUGAGCUGAAAAGGAUUUUUGAGACCCUCAAUAUUAAGUAUCAUCUUCUUCCACAAGAAGUCCUCCUCACUCAAGUCAGCAUGAACAAUUGGAGGAUGCCAACACAUUCUUAA
This is a messenger RNA of Coffea eugenioides, 1095 nucleotides long. Its product is annotated as mechanosensitive ion channel protein 10-like. The transcript has 5 exons. The record is from RefSeq and is a predicted model, not a curated record. Bases 1 to 1095 code for a protein of 364 amino acids. Lineage: Eukaryota; Viridiplantae; Streptophyta; Magnoliopsida; Gentianales; Rubiaceae. Gene Ontology annotation, cellular component: plasma membrane. Gene Ontology annotation, molecular function: mechanosensitive monoatomic ion channel activity. Gene Ontology annotation, biological process: detection of mechanical stimulus; monoatomic anion transport; transmembrane transport.